Messenger RNA from Portunus trituberculatus (swimming crab), 724 nucleotides. RefSeq lists its product as uncharacterized. The coding region runs from base 146 to 598 and encodes 150 amino acids. NCBI's taxonomy places the organism in Eukaryota, Metazoa, Arthropoda, Malacostraca, Decapoda, Portunidae. The transcript is spliced from 2 exons. The record is from RefSeq and is a predicted model, not a curated record.
GGCACGUGAGGGAGAUGGGCAAGGCAGGACAGGUAAGGGCGUGUCCUGCCGGCGUGCGGGCGGAGGGCGUGGCUCAAGGUUAUAGACGGGUGGUACAAAAGGACAGCCCGCCACCCUCGCUCUUCACUCGUCCUCUGCCGUCGUCAUGAAGUCCUUGGUGCUGCUGUCCCUCAUGGUGUCCUCCGUCCUCGGAGGCACCACUCUCCUCCAGUACCCACUCGGUCCCGCUGCCAUCGCUUACUCCAGCCUCACCCACGGCGUUCCUAACGUCGAAGCCACUGGAGACGUGGUGCAGACCCACGCUGUCAAGGCCCUGGGUCGCCCCGUGGUGACCUACACUCCCCAGGUGACUGAAGUCCGCCCUGAGCUCAAGAUCUACGAGAAGACAUACGACGUGUCCGUGCCCAAGCCUGUGUACCAGACCCAGCACGUCACCCCCGUGCACCACAAGUACGUGGCUCAGCCCUACGCCGUGCCCCAGCCUUACGCCGUACCUCAGCCCUAUGCUGUGCCUCAGCCCUACCAUGUGCACCACCAUGUUGCCGCCGUGCCCGGUGUGCACGCCGUGCCUGCCGUGCACGCCGUGGUAAGCGCCUAAUUGUGACAGAAGACGACGACGUACCCAAAAGUUUUCUCCCAUGACAAUGUAGCACGUCCGUGACAUACACCUGGCCAUAGCUUUGUAAUUUUGACUCAGACACUGAAUAAAUGUUCGUUUUUUGUU